AUGCUUGGGGGGCAGUUCCGACUGCUUGUAGUCGCUAUUCUAUUAGCGACUACACUUGCAGCCAAACGGAAACAUCGACAAACCUACCAAGAUAUCGAUGAAGAUGGUGCAAACGAUGUACAAAUCACCAUCUAUCCCACUGAAGCUAGCGUCCGCGAUGGACGUGAUGUAACUUUCGACUGCAGAGCUCGUACUGCUGAUAAUUCUGUUUAUCCAUCUGUCAGAUGGACUCGUCUCGGAGAUUCUUUACCUCCUCAUGCUCAUGAAUCUGGUGGUCGUUUGACUAUCAAUCCAGUUUCUUUGGCUGAUUCUGGUCGUUACGUCUGUACCGCUACCCAUAAUGGGCAAACCAUUGAGGCUCAUGCUUCUCUUAACGUCCAAUCAUAUGGACCACAAGACCUUCAAGGAGUUCUCCCAACCAACAACGGUGCUUGUAUGGCUGAUGAGAAGGCUUGCGGAAACAACGAAUGUGUCAAGGCUGAAUAUGUUUGUGAUGGAGAGCCAGAUUGCCGUGAUCGCUCCGAUGAAGCCAACUGCCCUGCUCUUCGUUCCUGUGAACCAAAUGAAUUCAAGUGUGCCAACCAACGUUGUGUACAAAAGAUGUGGUUAUGCGACGGAGAUGAUGAUUGUGGAGAUGGUUCUGAUGAAUUGAACUGCGGAGGACAACAACCCGGAGAAAUGUGCAAGGCUACUGAAUUCCAAUGUGCCGAUCGUCGUCAAUGUGUUCCCACAUCUUUCCACUGUGAUGGAACCAAUGACUGUCGCGAUGGAAGUGACGAAGUCGGAUGUGUUCAACCAACUGUUGUUGAGCCACCUGAGACUAACAAGCAAGUCCCAAUGGGUGAUACCUUCCGUUUGACUUGUAAGGCUGUUGGAGUUCCAGAGCCUUACAUCAAUUGGCGUUUGAACUGGGGACCAGUUUGCGAACCACCACGUUGUCUUCAAUCUUCUGAAGGAGGAUACGGUACCCUCACAGUGAACAACGCUCAGCCUGCUGAUCAAGGAGCUUAUACUUGUGAAGCUAUCAAUGUUAAGGGACGUGUUCUCGCUACCCCUGACUGUAUCGUUAGAAUUGUUAACAAUCCAAACCCAACUCUUCCACCACGACCACCACCAGCUCCUAUCUGUGAUACCAGAGGAGCUGUUUCACCUUACCCAGACCAAAGUGGACGUUGCGAAUGCAAACCAUUGGUUUCUGGACCCAACUGCGAUGAAUGCCGUCCAGGAUCUUUCCAUUUGUCUGAGAAAUCUCCACAAGGAUGUUUGAAAUGCUUCUGCUUCGGAGUUACUGAUCAAUGCAGAUCUAGCAACUUCUACAGAACCAAGGAUCGCCUCAUGUUCGCUGGUGAACCCGAGGGUGUUACCAUUUCUGACAUGGAAGAACGACAAGUUGAUCACCAAUCCAACUUCGAAUACCACAAGCAUGGUUAUUUGACUCUUGGAGGACAACCAGAAGGAACUAAAUAUUGGCGUCUGCCUCAACGUUUCCUCGGAGAUAAGGUUACUGCUUAUGGUGGCAAGAUGGAGUUUGAAGUAGAAUACGGCGGCAGCGGAUCAUUGAACCGUGAACCAAUGGUUGUACUCAAGGGAAAUCAAAAUAUCCUUGUUCACCGCGUUAGAAAUCAAGAAGAUGUACUCCGUAGCGAUAGCCCAGUCAGAAUUACUGUUGAAACUUAUGAGACCAGCUACGAGCAACUCAAUGGAGCUCCAGCUACUCGUGAAGAUUUACUCAUGGUUCUCGCUGAUUUGGAUGCUUUCCUCAUCCGUGCUAGCCACUGUGAUACUCAACAUUCUUCCAGCCUGGGAGAUGUCUCAUGGGAAAUCGCUGUAGAUCGCCCAACCGAAGACGGACAUGCUCUUGAAGUCGAGCAGUGUACUUGCCCACCUGGAUACAUUGGAACAUCUUGUGAAGAUUGCGCUCCCGGAUACGAGAGAUCAGGACAUGGUCCAUAUUUGGGAACAUGCGUUCCAAUGCAACAACGUCAAGCCCAAUGUACUGGAGUCGGAGCCUCUUCUCCUGUUGCUAACUAUGGUGGACGUUGUCAAUGUAAGACUUAUGCUCAAGGACCUAACUGUGACCAGUGUGCUGCAAACAGCUUCUACAUGGCUCCAUCCAAUCCACAAGGAUGUAUUCCUUGCUUCUGUUCUGGAGUUACCCAGCAAUGUCAAUCUUCUUCGUUCUCUAGAACCAACGUUGAAGUCGACUACAGACGCGGAGACAGAGAUCAACUUUCUCUAUCUACUUCUGACUCUCGUUCUCCCUUCUCUCCUCAAACUCCAGGAUAUGUUUCGGGCUCUGCUAUCGAAUUCAGCUCCUUCCAUGAGGCUAACGGACAGACCUUAUACUGGAAAAUGCCUGAGAAAUUCCUCGGAAACAAAGUCACCGCUUACGGAGGAACUCUCAAGUUCACUUUCAGAUACUCUGGAGAAGGAAACACUAACCGUGAUCCUCAUAUCAUCCUCAGAGGAAAUGAUAUUAGCCUCCAAUAUACUCAUCGCGAACCUACCCAUGCAGAUCGUGAUAACACCAUCGAAAUCAAGGUGUUCGAAGAUAAAUGGCAACGCGUUGACGGUCAACAAGCCACCCGUGAACAUCUCCUUAUGGCUCUUGCUGAUCUGGAUACUCUCCUCAUUAAGGCCACAUACAUUGAUGAUUGCUCACAAUCUUCCCUGAUCCACGUUUCUCUCGAAUUCGCCGAGCCUUACGGUCGUGGAGGACAAACUGCCCUUGAAGUUGAGCAGUGUCAAUGUCCACCAGGAUAUGUAGGAACAUCUUGUGAAGACUGUGCUCCUGGAUAUUCCAGAACCGGAGGUGGAUUAUACCUCGGUCUCUGUGAGAAAUGUGAAUGCCACGGACAUGCCAGUACUUGCGAUAAGGAAUAUGGAUUCUGCGUCGAUUGUCAACACAAUACUGAAGGAGAUCAAUGCGAACGUUGCAAGCCUGGAUUCGUUGGAGAUGCCCGUCGUGGAACUCCUCAUGAUUGCCAACCCGCCGCAACUCGCCCACCAUGCCAAUGCAAUAAUCACUCUCCAAGAGGAUGUGACUCCUUUGGAAGAUGCUUGCUCUGCGAACACAACACUGAGGGAACUCAUUGUGAACGUUGUAAGAAGGGAUUCUAUGGAGAUGCCACUAAGGGUACUCCAUAUGACUGCACUCCAUGUCCAUGCCCGGGUACUUCUGAUUGUUUCCUCGAUCAACAAGGACAAGUUGCCUGCCGUAACUGCCCAGCUGGACUUUCUGGAAGACUCUGUAACGAAUGUGCUCCAGGAUACACUAGAUCUAAUAAGGAAGCUGGUCGCAUUUGCGAACCAAUUGGAUCUGUCACCAACAAUGAUCGUACUUACGUUCCAUCUCCACCAGAAGCACUGCGAGUACGCAUUUUGGAUCCUAAACGCCAAGUAUUAGGAGUCGGGCAGAAAGCACAAUGGAUCUGUCAAAUUGUCGGCCACAUACCUGAAAACGUCCGCCUGGAAUGGACCCGAGUGGGAUACGCUUCUUUACCAUCUAAAGCUUACACAGACGAAGGAUAUCUCUCUUUGGAUGAUGUUCAACUUGAGGACGAAGGACAGUAUAGGUGUAUAGCCACCACUAUACACUCUUACGCAACAGAUGACGCUAUACUUACCAUUAGUCAAUCACCUAGUGGACGCCCUCCUCAGCCAGUGAUCGAUCCUCUCCACCAGACUGUUAUUGAAGGAGAUGCCGCUUCUUUCAGAUGCUGGGUUCCAGGAAUACCAGAUUGCCAGAUUACUUUCCAUAAGGAACACAUCGGAGGACCUUUACCUCAUGGAGUUUACCAGACCGGAAAUGCCUUGAAAAUCCCAAGAGCUAUGCUUAAGGACGCUGGUAACUACAUUUGUACUGCUAUCAAUCAUUACGGAAUUGGUCAAUCACCAAACGCCAGAUUGGAAGUUAUUAGACCUACCCAAAAGCCUAAAGUUGAUCCAAUCGAACAAACUGUUAAUGAGGGAGAGCCAGCUAGAUUCCGUUGUUGGGUUCCUGGAAAUAGCGAUGUUGAACUUAAGUGGACUAGAGUAGGACACCAACCCCUACCACACGGAGUUCAAGAACAGCAAGGAAUUCUUCAUAUUCCAAGCACCAGCCAAAACGAAGUUGGUCAAUACAUCUGUACAGCCACUGACCCUAGAGAUGGAAAGCCACAGGAUUCUGACCCUGUCACAUUGAACUUACGCAAACCAGAUGCUCCUCCUCAACUACCUCAAGUUGAUCCCCCUGAGCAGACUGUCAAUGAAGGAGAUCCAGCUCAAUAUCGCUGCUGGGUUCCAGGAAACCCUCAUGCUCAGCUCCGCUGGACUAAGGAAAACGGAGAAGCUCUGCCUGAAGGAACUUUGGAGCGUGAUGGAUAUUUGAGAUUGAACAAUGUUAAAAUGAGUGAUGCUGGACGUUACAUCUGUACUGCCACCGAUCCCAGAACUGGAGCUCCAAGCCAAGCUCCACCAGCUACUCUUAAUGUCAAGAAGGGAGCUCCUAUUGUACCACAGGUUGACCCACAAGAACAAACUGUUGAUGAAGGAGAACCAGCUCACGUUAGAUGUUGGGUCCCUGGAAAUCCAGAUGUUCAAGUUAGAUGGUCUAAGGAGCGACGUCAACCACUUCAACAAGGUGCAUCCGAACGCGAUGGUACACUCACUAUCAGCCGCACCAUGAAGGCAGAUGAAGGAAAUUACGUUUGUACUGCUAUUGAUCCUAAUACUCGUCAACCAGUUGAGGCUCCACCAGCCCGAAUUAAUGUCAGAGGACCAAUCAAACCACUUGUUGAUCCCUCUGAGCAAAGCAUUCCUGAAGGAUCACCUUUCCGUAUCCGUUGUUGGGUCCCAGGUCGUUCCGAUCUUGAACUUACUUGGCGUAAAACAGAAGGAACUGUCAACGAUCUCGCCGACGAGCGCCAGGGACAUCUUUCUGUCCACAAUGCUGAGAUCACUGACGCUGGAGAUUACAUUUGUUCCGUUAAUGACCCAACAACUGGAGAACCAGUUGAUUCUGAACCUGCCACUGUUCACGUUACGCCUGUACUGAAGUCACCAGUGGUUACUAUGAGCGACGAAGGACCACAAAUUUCACCACCUCACCAAAAAGUCCCAACCGGAGAUGAUGUUACCAUCAAAUGCUGGGUCGAAGGAAACCCAACUGCUAAGCUCAGCUUCAAGCGAGUUGAUGGAACACCUCUUCCAUUUGGCUCCUCUGAGCACGACGGAGUUCUCUCGAUUCCAAAUGCUCAGCCCGCUGAUGAGGGAGAUUACAUUUGUCUCUAUCACCCAGCUUCCGGCGGAUCUCCAAAGGAAACUCCUAUCAGCCGACUUGAUGUUGAAUCUACCGGACAACCUCCUCGCCCUGUUGCCACGCCACCUCUGCAAACGGUUCGUCGUGGAACUCCGGCUCGUUUUGUUUGUGUUGCUCACUCAUCUACGCCAGCACGUGUUGCUUGGACAUUUGGAGACGAGACCACACCAUUGCCUAACGGAGUUCGUCAAGAUGGAAACGAUAUAGUUUUUGACGCUACAUCUGACGAGCACGUUGGUUCUUAUGUGUGCUCGGCUACAAAUGAAUUUGGACGUGGCGUAGCUGAACCUGUUAAAUUAGAAGUUACAGAUGAUGAACAACCACCAACUGCUCGUGUCGAGCCACGCACCUGGAACGGAAGACCUGGAGAUCGUCAUCAAUUCAAAUGUAUCGUUACUGGAGUACCAACACCUAAGGUUGUCUGGACCGGACCAAACGGCUCUCCACUCCCACACGAUGUUACUCCAUUAGAGGGCAACAUUCUUGACUUUGCCCACGGUCGUACAGAGCUCAAUGGAGAUUAUACCUGUACUGCAACAAACCCUGUUGGAGUGGCAUCCGAUCACGGAGUUGUCAACAUCGGACCUUCUUUGACUGUGAAAACCACUCCUGCUGGACCAAGACUUGUUCUCACCGUUGGUGAACCACUUCUUGUUAAGUGUGAAGCCUUUGGCGAGCCUGACCCAGAAGUUGAAUGGCUUCAUGAUCCAGGACCAGAGCGUGGAGACUUACCAGAUGAUUACAAGCCAGUUACUAUUUCUGAACAAUUCAUCCGCCAUCCAGCCAUCGGACUUGGAAACGCUGGUCUCUACACUUGCAAGGGAUCCAACAGCCACGCUACUGCAACCAAGGAUAUCUACAUCGAAGUUGUUGAGCCAUCUCGUGUCGCUACUGUCUCUAUUUUGGGAGGAUCAACACAAUGGUUCGAACAAGGCGAGCCUUCCGAACUCAUUUGCACAGCUACUGGAUCAUCUCUUGUGGAUCGUCUGGAAUGGGUUAAGGUCGAAGACCAACUCCCAACCGAUGUUGAAGAGCACAAUGAACCUGGCCUUUUACACUUCCCUAACUUCAAAAACUCUUAUGCCGGAGAAUAUGAAUGCCGUGGUUAUCGUCACGAUGAGUUGAUCGCUACUGCUUCAGUUACUGUCCACUCGGCCUCCUCAGGCUUAGAUGAUGCUAAAGUAGAAGUUGAUCCUCCACGCGUUCGUGUGAUCAGUCAAGGAGACUCUAUCGUUCUCCGUUGUUCCGUCGAAGGAGCCAAGAAUGGCGAAAACUUCGAAUGGGCUCUUUUACGAGGAGGAAAUAUUGUCCGCAAACUUGGAACAGAAGCCACUUUGACCAUCAACAAGGCUGAUCCUACUAACGAUUUCGGAGUAUACAGAUGCAACGUUGAAGAUGAUAACGGAAUGGUUAUCGGAAGCGCGUACACUGCUGUGACCGUUGGAUUCGAUAACAAACAGCAUGCUCAAGUCAUGAAGUUCGACGAACACUCUGAUGCUUCUUUCGUUUGCCCAGUCUAUUCCGUCCCAGGAUCAAGGGUUGAAUGGAGCCGUGACGAUGGAGAUCUUCCAGCUAAUGCUCAACCUAACGGAAACAAACUUGAGAUUAAGGACUUCGAUGAUAAGUCAUCUGGUCUCUACGUUUGCUCUGUUCACAUCAACGACCGCGUCGUUGAAGGAUUUGUUCACGCUCAAAUCUUUGUUCCUGAUACCAUCAUUCAAGUUCUUCUCGAAGUUUCUUCUGAGAAUAUUAAUGUUGGAGAGAGAGCUUGGUUUGACUGCAAGGUAACCGGUGAUCCUUCAGCCGCUAUUAGCUGGUUCAAGGACGGAGCUGAUGAACUUCCAAGUAAUGCUCAGGUUACUGGUGGUCGCCUUCUCUUCACUGAUAUCACAGAAGAUAAUGCCGGAACUUACCGCUGUAUGGCCAAGACCAAGGCAGGACCAUUGGAAACACGCACAGUCCUGAACGUCGGAGCCGCAAAACGCAAGCGAAAGCAUGCCCGUCGUGGACGUUACGCCCGGCACCAACGGCGCCACGCUGCUCCUAAGUCUUUGCUCCAUGAGCAACAACAGCAACAGCAGCGUUCGCUGUUUGGAUCCUGGUUCUCCACCCAUAACUAA
Auanema sp. JU1783 is the source of this 7422-nucleotide messenger RNA. The record is from the annotation of a GenBank genome assembly. Lineage: Eukaryota; Metazoa; Nematoda; Chromadorea; Rhabditida; Rhabditidae.